Adineta steineri is the source of this 525-nucleotide messenger RNA. Lineage: Eukaryota; Metazoa; Rotifera; Eurotatoria; Adinetida; Adinetidae. The record is from the annotation of a GenBank genome assembly.
AUGCAAUACGGAGGAAAUGGAAAUAGUUUUGGCAAUUCUAUAACGAAUGGAUCUUAUUCAUUUUCUAAUCCAAUAUUUGCUUCAUUAGCUGGUUAUUCAUCUAUGGCACUUCUAAAAAUGCUUGGUAUGUCAACUUAUACAAUUAUUCAACGUUUUCGCACAGGAAAUUUUCCUACACCAGAAGAUAAUAUUUAUAAACAAUUAAUGAAUCAAUUAGGUCUUUCUACUACUAAUAAUAAUAAUCUAGGAAAUAAAAAUGAUACAAUUGAACGUGCACGAGAAAAUCAUUUAAAUGAUUUGGAAAAUAUUAUACCAUUUAUCUUAGUUGGCCUAUUUUAUGUUGGUACACGACCAAAAUUUGAUUGUGCACUUUGGCAUUUUCGAAUCUUUCUUCUUUCUCGUAUACUAUAUACUAUUGCUUAUCAAGUUCCAUUACCUCAACCAACACGUACAAUUUCAUGGUUAAUAGGUUAUUCAAGUAUAAUUUCAAUGUCAAUACCAAUACUUCGUUCCAUACAAUUCUAA